UUUUACAGGCUGAUGAACCUGCCCCUGAAUUAAUGAGGGGCGAUCCAUUUCCAUGGCUUAAGAGUCUGGCGAGGUCCCAGUCAGCCAAGACUGCUGCAGAUUUGCAGUCACUUCAGACUGGGUGGAGUAUCCAAGUCCAUAGAGGAGCAAAUUCUCACCCUUCAAGGCUGCUGUGGAAGCUACCGGGGCUGGGACAGCAGAGAGGAACCCAGACGGAACACCGCCCUCCCGCCAGACUCCCGGCGGCUCCUCCUCCCUCUCCCAAACCCACUCCCAAAGCUAAGUGCAGGCUUCCCCGUUCCAGCCAGAAGCGCUGCGUGAGCUUCCACACGUAGCCGCAGGCAGCUCCUUAAAUAGCGUCCGCGCUAAGCAAACAGUCCAGACGUGGGACCCAGGAGGGCGAGCUGAGGCGACCGCACCGGGCGCGCAGCGGCCGCGGGUCAGCAGGCGGCCAAUAGCCAGGGCGCGGCCCGCCCCGUCGCCUCCCCUCGGGGAGCCUAUAAGGCCUCCGCAGCGCCCCGGGCGCCUGCUGCUCCGUGUCUCCGCCGACAACCUCACUCUGCUGCGUUACGCGCCGCUCCGGCUGCCGGCCGCGCGCCGCUCCCGCCCGCUCCCGCCCGCAAUCGGCGGCUCAGGGCGUACCCGGGUCUCUGCGUUCUCGCGAGAAGCGCGGCGCUGCGGGGCCGUGGGCGCCUGAGCCCGCGCGGCCCUCGAGGGCCGAAUAUGGGGGGAUGCACGGUGAAGCCUCAGCUGCUGCUCCUGGCGCUCGUCUUCCACCCCUGGAAUCCCUGUCUGGGUGCGGACUCGGAGAAGCCCUCGAGCAUCCCCACAGAUAAAUUAUUAGUCAUAACUGUAGCAACAAAAGAAAGUGAUGGAUUCCAUCGAUUUAUGCAGUCAGCCAAAUAUUUCAAUUAUACUGUGAAGGUCCUUGGUCAAGGAGAAGAAUGGAGAGGUGGUGAUGGAAUUAAUAGUAUUGGAGGGGGCCAGAAAGUGAGAUUAAUGAAAGAAGUCAUGGAACACUAUGCUGAUCAAGAUGAUCUGGUUGUCAUCUUUACUGAAUGCUUUGAUGUCAUAUUUGCUGGUGGUCCAGAAGAAGUUCUAAAAAAAUUCCAAAAGGCAAACCACAAAGUGGUCUUUGCAGCAGAUGGAAUUCUGUGGCCAGAUAAAAGACUAGCAGACAAGUAUCCUGUUGUGCACAUUGGGAAACGCUAUCUGAAUUCAGGAGGGUUUAUUGGCUAUGCUCCAUAUGUCAACCGUAUAGUUCAACAAUGGAAUCUCCAGGAUAAUGAUGAUGAUCAGCUCUUUUACACUAAAAUUUACAUUGAUCCACUGAAAAGGGAAGCUAUUAACAUCACAUUGGAUCACAAAUGCAAAAUUUUCCAGACCUUAAAUGGAGCUGUAGAUGAAGUUGUUUUAAAAUUUGAAAAUGGCAAAGCCAGAGCUAAGAAUACAUUUUAUGAAACAUUACCAGUGGCAAUUAAUGGAAAUGGACCUACCAAGAUUCUCCUGAAUUAUUUUGGAAACUAUGUACCCAAUUCAUGGACACAGGAUAAUGGCUGCACUCUUUGUGAAUUCGAUACGGUCGACUUGUCUGCAGUAGAUGUCCAUCCAAACGUAUCAAUAGGUGUUUUUAUUGAGCAACCAACCCCUUUUCUACCUCGGUUUCUGGACAUAUUGUUGACACUGGAUUACCCAAAAGAAGCACUUAAACUUUUUAUUCAUAACAAAGAAGUUUAUCAUGAAAAGGACAUCAAGGUAUUUUUUGAUAAAGCUAAGCAUGAAAUCAAAACUAUAAAAAUAGUAGGACCAGAAGAAAAUCUAAGUCAAGCAGAAGCCAGAAACAUGGGAAUGGACUUUUGCCGUCAGGAUGAAAAGUGUGAUUAUUACUUUAGUGUGGAUGCAGAUGUUGUUUUGACAAAUCCAAGGACUUUAAAAAUUUUGAUUGAACAAAACAGAAAGAUCAUUGCUCCCCUUGUAACUCGUCAUGGAAAGCUAUGGUCCAAUUUCUGGGGAGCAUUGAGUCCUGAUGGAUACUAUGCACGAUCUGAAGAUUAUGUGGAUAUUGUUCAAGGGAAUAGAGUAGGAGUAUGGAAUGUCCCAUACAUGGCUAAUGUGUACUUAAUUAAAGGAAAGACACUCCGAUCAGAGAUGAAUGAAAGGAACUAUUUUGUUCGUGACAAACUGGAUCCUGAUAUGGCUCUUUGCCGAAAUACUAGAGAAAUGACUUUACAAAGGGAAAAAGACUCCCCUACUCCGGAAACAUUCCAAAUGCUCAGCCCCCCAAAGGGUGUAUUUAUGUACAUUUCUAAUAGACAUGAAUUUGGAAGGCUAUUAUCCACUGCAAAUUACAAUACUUCUCAUUAUAACAAUGACCUCUGGCAGAUUUUUGAAAAUCCUGUGGACUGGAAGGAAAAGUAUAUAAACCGUGAUUAUUCAAAGAUUUUCACUGAAAAUAUAGUUGAACAGCCCUGUCCAGAUGUCUUUUGGUUCCCCAUAUUUUCUGAAAAAGCCUGUGAUGAAUUGGUAGAAGAAAUGGAACAUUAUGGCAAAUGGUCUGGGGGAAAACAUCAUGAUAGCCGUAUAUCUGGUGGUUAUGAAAAUGUCCCAACUGAUGAUAUCCACAUGAAGCAAGUUGAUCUGGAGAAUGUAUGGCUUCAUUUUAUCCGGGAGUUCAUUGCACCAGUUACACUGAAGGUCUUUGCAGGCUAUUAUACGAAGGGAUUUGCACUACUGAAUUUUGUAGUAAAAUAUUCCCCCGAACGACAGCGUUCUCUUCGUCCUCAUCAUGAUGCUUCUACAUUUACCAUAAACAUUGCACUUAAUAACGUGGGAGAAGACUUUCAGGGAGGUGGUUGCAAAUUUCUAAGGUACAAUUGCUCUAUUGAGUCACCACGAAAAGGCUGGAGCUUCAUGCAUCCUGGGAGACUCACACAUUUGCAUGAAGGACUUCCUGUUAAAAAUGGAACAAGAUACAUUGCAGUGUCAUUUAUAGAUCCCUAAGUUAUUUACUUUUCAUUGAAUUGAAAUUUAUUUUGGAUGAAUGACUGGCAUGAACACGUCUUUGAAGUUGUGGCUGAGAAGAUGAGGGGAAUAUUUAAAUAACGUCAACAGAAGGACUUCAUUUUGGGCCAAACAUUUGAAAAACUUUUUAUAAAAAAUUGUUUGAUAUUUCUUAAUGUCUGCUCUGAGCCUUAAAACACAGAUUGAAGAAGAAAAGAAAGAAAAAACUUAAAUAUUUAUUUCUGUGCUUUGUUGCCUCUGAGAAUAAUGACAAUUGAUGAAUUUGUGUUUCAAAUUGAUAAAAUAUUUAGGUACAAAUAGCAAGACUCAUAAUAUUUUCUUAUUUAAAAAAAGCAUGGGAAGAUUUUUAUUUAUCAAAAUAUAGAGGAAAUGUAGACAAAAUGGAUAUAAAUGAAAAUUACCAUGUUUUAAAACCUUGAAAAUCAGAUUCUAACUGGAUUUGUAUGCAACUAAGUAUUUUUCUGAACACCUAUGCAGGUCUUAUUUACAGUAGUUACUAAGGGAACACACAAAGAAUUACACAAUGUUUUCCUCAAGAAAAUUAGUACAAAACACAACUGAGGAGCGUAUACAGUUGAAAACAUUUUUGUUUUGAUUUUAAGGCAGAUUAUUUUAUAUUUAUAUUAAAAAUCAAACCCUAUGUUUCUUUCAGGUGAAUCUUCCAAAGUGGAUUAUAUUAAGCAGGUAUUAGAUUUAGGAAAACCUUUCCAUUUCUUAAAGUAUUAUCAAGUGUCAAGAUCAGCAAGUGUCCUUAAGUCAAAGAGGUUUUUUUUUUGUUUGUUUUUGCUUUGUUUCCUUUUUUAGAAAGUUCUAGAAAAUAGGAAAACGAAAAAUUUCAUUGAGAUGAGUAGUGCAUUUAAUUAUUUUUUAAAAAAACUUUUUAAGUACUUGAAUUUUAUAUCAGGAAAACAAAGUUGUUGAGCCUUGCUUCUUCCCUUUUGCCCUUUGUCUCGCUCCUUAUUCUUUUUUUGGGGGGAGGGUUAUUUGCUUUUUUAUCUUCCUGGUAUAAUUUCCAUUUUAUUCUUCUGAGUGUCUAUGUUAACUUCCCUCUAUCCCACUUAUAAAAAAAUUCUCCAACAAAAAUAUUUGUUGACUUGAUGUUUUAUCACUUCUCUAAGUAAGGUUGAAAUACCCUUAUUGUAGCUACUGUUUUUAAUGUAAAGGUUAAACUUGAAAAGAAAUUCUUAAUCACGGUGCCAAAAUUCAUUUUCUAACACCGUGUGUUAGAAAAUUAUAAAAAAUAAAAUAAUUUUAGAAA
This is a messenger RNA of Pongo pygmaeus (Bornean orangutan), 4279 nucleotides long. It is a transcript of the gene PLOD2, whose product is annotated as procollagen-lysine,2-oxoglutarate 5-dioxygenase 2. Gene Ontology annotation, biological process: peptidyl-lysine hydroxylation. The transcript has 20 exons. The record is from RefSeq and is a predicted model, not a curated record. NCBI's taxonomy places the organism in Eukaryota, Metazoa, Chordata, Mammalia, Primates, Hominidae. Gene Ontology annotation, cellular component: endoplasmic reticulum. The coding region runs from base 724 to 3000 and encodes 758 amino acids. Gene Ontology annotation, molecular function: procollagen-lysine 5-dioxygenase activity; L-ascorbic acid binding; iron ion binding.